CUGAGAUUAAUGCACUGGUUCUUAUUUCAGUUCUUUGUGUCGGUCUGUAUGUAAUACGAUGUUUAGUAAUUACUGACAUUUAUUCGACAACGUUUACGAAUACAUUUUCCUAAAAAUAAUGUUUCUAUCAAACUUUGUUUAGGGACCGGAGUUUCGCACGUUAACGUUUGAUACACCGAUGAGCGAUCUCAACCGCCCAGUGAGAAUCGAACCGCGUUGAGGAGAGAACGUGUCUUAUAAAUAACUCAAUCGCGCGUUUUGCACUCUACGUAUUCAUCAAAACAUAAAAUCAAACAACUGGUUUAAAAUAAAUCUCGUAAAUUGUCAUAAAUAUACUGUAAGUGGGACGAUAUUUUUUCUCGGAUUCGUGAUAAAAAAAUUAAUAACGAUAAGUUAUUUUUCAUGGAGAAUUAAAAUAAUGGUAUAAAUAUAUUAUAUAAUAUAUAUAUAUAUAUAUACAUAUUUUCUAGUUUUGUUUUAAUUUUUAUUUUAUAUUUUAAAAUGAUGAUGGCUAGUGCGAAAUUGAUUAGAGACUGUAGCUCGGAGCUAAGUUCCGAUGUACGGUCUCUUUCGGUGGCAUCUUCCACGGAAGAACAGGAGUCCACCACCACGGACACUGAAUAUUCUGAAGAAGAGAAAGAAUAUGAAUUAGAAGAUCUUCAAAUCUUAAAAACUAUCGGGACCGGAACUUUUGGGCGUGUAUGUCUCUGUCGGGAUAAAGCCGCGGACGAAUAUUUGGCUAUGAAGAUUUUGUCCAUGGCAGAUGUUAUCCGUUUGAAACAAGUGGACCAUGUCAUGAACGAGAAGAGCAUUUUGGCAGAAAUCAAUCAUCCUUUCAUAGUUAAUUUACGAUGGUGGACUCACGAUGACUCCUGCCUCUACAUGCUGUUCGACUACGUGUGUGGCGGAGAACUAUUCUCUUAUUUGAGAAACGCAGGGCGUUUCAGCAAUAGUAUCGGCAAUUUCUAUGCAGCGGAAAUUGUAUCUGCAUUGGAAUAUCUUCAUGCUAGGAAUAUUGUAUACCGUGACUUAAAGCCAGAGAAUCUUUUGCUCGCAAAGGAUGGUCACUUGAAGAUCACGGAUUUUGGUUUUGCGAAAAAAUUGACAGAUCGAACGUGGACGCUUUGCGGUACACCAGAGUAUCUUGCACCUGAAAUUAUACAGAGCAAAGGUCACAACAAGGCUGUCGAUUGGUGGGCUUUAGGAGUACUCGUGUAUGAAAUGCUCGUGGGUUAUCCCCCUUUCUACGACGACAAUCCUUUUGGAAUUUAUGAGAAAAUUCUUAACGGUCGCGUGGAUUGGCCGCGACAUCUCGAUCCCGUCGCUAAGGACAUAAUCAAAAAACUAUUGGUACAGGACAGAACUAAGAGACUUGGCAACAUGAAGUGUGGUUCGGAAGACGUGAAACGGCACAGAUGGUUCAAACAUAUCGAUUGGGCUGAUGUAUACAUGAAGAAAUUACAGCCUCCGAUCAUGCCCUCUGUGUCUUACGAAGGGGACACAUCAAACUUCGACGAGUACCCCGAAACAGAUUGGAAAGCCGUGCGGUCGCUCGAUCCUGACGAAUUGAAAUUAUUCGCUAACUUUUGAUGUACACUAGAAUAAGACGUAUACUAGAUAAAUAACGAGUUAGUAAAUGUUUGAACAAACAUUUUUAGUGAAUCCUAAUAAUAAUAAAUAAAAUCGAUUUAUAAGUAUCGAUAAGGAAAAAUAACAAGAAAACAUGGAUUCGAGUAACGCUGGUAUAAUUCCAUUGGUAUUAACGUAUCAGAUGAAUACCAUUUAUUACAUUUUACUGCGUGUUACAAAUUUUGUAAAAUAGAUUACUGUUAAAAAUAUUUAAUUAAAAACGAAUAGCAUCUGAA
This is a messenger RNA of Vanessa tameamea, 1865 nucleotides long. RefSeq names its product cAMP-dependent protein kinase catalytic subunit 3 (gene Pka-C3). The transcript has 7 exons. NCBI's taxonomy places the organism in Eukaryota, Metazoa, Arthropoda, Insecta, Lepidoptera, Nymphalidae. Gene Ontology annotation, molecular function: cAMP-dependent protein kinase activity; ATP binding. Gene Ontology annotation, biological process: signal transduction; peptidyl-serine phosphorylation. The record is from RefSeq and is a predicted model, not a curated record. The coding region runs from base 502 to 1590 and encodes 362 amino acids. Gene Ontology annotation, cellular component: cytosol; cAMP-dependent protein kinase complex.